CACAUCUCAAAAUCAAUUGUUUGGCGCUUUUUCUUGUUUACGGCAUUUCAUUUUCUGAGGAAAUUCGCAUAUAUCGUACAUUUUGCCAAUUACAAAUUAAUUUAUUAUCAAAAUGAUGGAACCCUUUGAUCCCCGCUCCAUUGUCAACGGUGGCAUGCUGAAACAGUUUGCCGGCCAAACGGUGAGCAUCAUGGUGCGUGUGGAGAGUGUGGCGGGCGCAACGCUCCUGGCCAACUCCACGGACAACCAGAAGCUGAGAAUCAAUCUGCCGGGCGAACUUGGCGCUGCCCAAGGUGCCUGGGUGGAGGUUAUUGGUGUACCCCACGGAUCCGACUCCAUCAGAGCCAAAGAGGUGAUUGAGUUUGGCGGCGAAAACAUUGAUUUCGAUACGGAGGGCUACAAUGGCAUGACCCAUGUCCUGAACAACGUCAAGGCCUUUUAUCGCAGCGGAUAAGAGGCUCAUAAUUAGAGAAUAGAUGCACCUAGUUUACAAUUUUUUUUGUUUAUUUUUUAAAAAUAAAAGCGAGAUAAUCCUCAUACUCCUGGAGGGCAUUCCUACAAA
Messenger RNA from Drosophila bipectinata, 562 nucleotides. RefSeq names its product Replication protein A3 (gene RPA3). Gene Ontology annotation, cellular component: DNA replication factor A complex; nucleus; site of double-strand break. Gene Ontology annotation, biological process: base-excision repair; DNA replication; double-strand break repair via homologous recombination. The record is from RefSeq and is a predicted model, not a curated record. Lineage: Eukaryota; Metazoa; Arthropoda; Insecta; Diptera; Drosophilidae. Gene Ontology annotation, molecular function: single-stranded DNA binding; damaged DNA binding.